Messenger RNA from Hyla sarda, 2887 nucleotides. RefSeq names its product programmed cell death 2 (gene PDCD2). NCBI's taxonomy places the organism in Eukaryota, Metazoa, Chordata, Amphibia, Anura, Hylidae. The transcript has 6 exons. The record is from RefSeq and is a predicted model, not a curated record. Bases 125 to 1216 code for a protein of 363 amino acids. Gene Ontology annotation, cellular component: cytoplasm; nucleus.
GGGCAGAACAUCCACAUAACAUUACAUCUCUCGAAAACAACUAUAGCGGCCUCUCCACACGGACUGGGAGACAGGCCACGUGACGUGUACGUCAUCAUUGGCGGUACAUGCUGCACAGAUUAAGAUGGCGGCGUCCAUUACUGUUAUAGAGCUUGGCUUCGUGCAGGAAUGCGAACCUUGGCGGCUGCGUAGUCCACAGUUCCCCAGUAAAGUAGGGGGGCGCCCGGCCUGGCUGUCUGAGGUGGGGGUCCCGGGGCCCGACAGGCUGCAGUGCGGGGUCUGUAUGAAGCCCCUGGCCUUCCUCCUCCAGGUCUACGCGCCGUGCACGGGGAGCUUCCACCGGACCAUCUUCCUGUUCACCUGCCGGGAUCCCACGUGUCACCGAGUGGGGGAGAACCGCUGCUAUAGAGUUUUCAGAAACCAGCUACAAAGGAAAAAUGAUACUUACUCUUAUGGUCCACCUCCGGACUCGCCACCACCCCAUGGAGAAUACCCUACAAACUUUCAGUUAAAAUGUGGCCUUCGGCUUUGUAGAGUAUGUGGCUGCCUGGGGCCUAAGGCAUGCUCAAGAUGUCAUAAAGUGAAUUACUGUGACCGACUGCAUCAGCUUAUGGACUGGAAGUCACAGCAUAAGGAGCUGUGUGGUCAAGAGUUUGAUGUUCACAAAGUUGAGAUUGCAGAUCAUGGAUUUCUGUUUCCAGAAUAUGAGCUUGUUACAGAACCUGAGGAGCUGGAUUCUGAUGCAAGUCUGGAAGAUGAUUCCACAAUGAGUCAGAUGGAUGUUGAGUCAUUGUGCUCAAAUGUGUCAUCAAAUCUUGAGUCCUCUAUGAAUGAGUUGAAAUUAAAUGAAGAGGAGUUGUCUACUAUGGCAAAGCAUGAGAGUGAAGAAGACAAAGCUUUUAGAAGGUUCAAGAAGCGGAUUUCAAUUGAACCUGAGCAGGUCCUGAGGUAUUGUAAAGACGGUGAACCUCUUUGGAUUUCUCUCCAAAAUGUUCCAGCUGAAAAUGAUAUCCUUAACUGUGAAUGUGGAGCUAAAAGGGCUUUUGAAUUCCAGGUAAUGCCACAGCUGCUUAAUCACUUAAAAGUGGAUAGUCUUCAGGAGAGCAUUGACUGGGGUGUUCUGGCCAUCUACACUUGCUCUGCCAAUUGCAAUGCAGAAAAACGUUAUGUCGAGGAGUUUCUAUGGAAGCAAGAUGUGCCAGCAGACUCAAUGUAAAGCCACAACUCCAUUUCUUUACAGCCAAAAAGGACAUUGCUCUCUUGGCCAGACCAGUUGAAUGUUUGAUUUCACAUGUUUCUCAAAGUUAUGUCAUCAUCUUCUAGAAGGUGCAUAUGUUUGUCCAACAGUUAAAAAUGACAACUUUCUUGACAAAGUUUUAGGUAAUAAAGUUGGUAUUUUAAAGGGGUGUUAAACUACGAAGAAGGGUAUUGUAGUCUUGUGAGCACAUAAAGGACCUCCUCCAGAAAGAAAAACAUGGCCUUUUAACCCAUAGAAUAGUCCAAAUUAAAUUUUCCAUUACCAUUCAGGAAAAGGAAUUCUAAUUUCUAUAGAAGUGGAUCUGUCACUGACCCACUCCUUUGGGUGCCAAAACUAAGGACAACAAUUUCUGAAGAAUGAUUAGUCAGUGAAGCAGUGCUCAGAUAUUACUGUGAAUGGCUGCAGUUUUUGUUUUUUAUUUAAUAGGUCACAGGUCCCUUAAGGGAACCUGUGAUCAGGUUUAUGCUGCCCACACCUUUUGGCAGAAUAAAAUUGAUGCAGACAGCGGGAUCCUGGGACACUGUGAAUAAUUCUAAUCAGUUAUAUGCUGUAUGUGGUUGUGGCAGCAUAAAAAAAAAAUGACCUGUUCCCUUUUAAGUUCACUAUGCCUUAUUACUGACACCAGACACUUUGAAAAACUUUAGUUUGCUUUUCUAGGGCUACAUGUCAGUCACUUGUUUCAGCUUAAAACCUUUGUCAUAAAUAAAACACUUUUGACAUGUCAUUCAGACAUUUCAAAAGUUUAUUGGUCAAGGGCUCGGUGCUGACCCCCAUCAAUUGCUAGAUAUAGCUGGGUCAAGGAGGUGUCAGAGCUUCACUCCUUGGCUUUGGUGCUCAUUCUAGCUGAUGGGCUCCAUUAUAGUCUAAGAAGCCUGUCACUGGCAAUGUGAUUGAGCACCAAGCCAGGAAGUAAAGCUUGCCUCACCCAGCUAUAUUAAGCAAUGGAUGGGGUCUCAACCCUGAGACCCCAACUGAUAUAAAUACUUUUGAUAUGUCAUGAAGACACCAAGUUUUUUUGUCUUCAUUACAGUAACACAUUACUUAUAUACUUCUGUAAAAGUGCCAUGUGAGUCUAGUAACCGUUCACUGCAGUCACAACAGAAUAAGAGAUCCCUGAGUAUCUGAAAUGACAUUUAGCAGUGGUUUUCAUGUCACCUUACAACCACUGGCCUAAAGAAGUUGUUGUUAAUACUUGUAAGACAAAGGCAUGAAUCAAGCUAUUCCUAUCACAUUUCAGUGUAAAUUGUUCCACGAUGGUAGGGAUUUUCAACAAGAUCUUGCCCAAGCCUUUAACUCUAUGGCUGGCUGCAACCCAAAGUGUUUUUGACUGCACUUUAUGUUAUAGAGUAUUUUUGUUAUAUUCCUAUCUUGUUGUAAAAAGGAUUGUCUGUUUUAUUAUUUGUAAUUAAUAAAAGAAUAUUAAAAAAAAUGUUUAAUAGUCCAUCUGCUAUUGACAAAACACAAAGGUGUGUUGAGAAUGAGUGCUGUUACCAUGUUAUGUCAUUUUGGUAAAACAGUAUAAAAAACAUUCUGCUAUUGUAGUUUGUGGGGAUUUUCAUGCUUGGCAGCAUGUAUAAAAUGACCCCUGAAAAAUAAGUAUUAGAGCUGUUACAAAGUGUUUAGCCAAUA